CAAUUGCAAGAAUAUAUGCUGCUCUCCGCUGCUGCGUAAUUCCCUUUUUUUUUUUUUUUUUUUUUAUUAUUAUUAUUAUAACUAAAGAAAAAGAAAACCCUAGAUUCUGAAAGAGGAUUUUACAGGAAAAAAGAAUUUGAUAAAAGAAAAAAAUAAAAAAUUAACAAUGAAUGGGAUGCAACUGCAAGAUUAGGUAUUUUGGACGCACAUUCAGAAUCGGCGGUCGAGGAGGACGGUAAAGAGGGACGGCGAUGGGUUCCGAUUCGGGGUAUUCUGAGACCAACCAGUACUGGACGAAAUUUGUGGCCAAGUGCUUGAUAGGAGGCGUCGUGGUCGCCUUGAGCGCCUCGGUUUUGGCUUCCUACAAUGGCGCCCAGGUCCCGCUGGGAAUUCAGUGGAGGAAGAAGAAGAAGAAACCCGUGCGCGUUUACAUGGAUGGUUGCUUCGAUAUGAUGCACUACGGCCAUUGCAACGCUCUCCGUCAGGCUCGUGCCCUGGGUGAUCAGUUGGUUGUGGGCGUUGUCAGCGACGCCGAGAUUAUCGUCAAUAAGGGGCCCCCUGUAACUCCUCUCAAUGAAAGAAUGAUUAUGGUUAAUGCUGUGAAAUGGGUCGAUGAGGUUAUUCCGGAUGCCCCUUAUGCCAUAACCGAAGAGUUCAUGAGGAAGCUAUUUGAUGAGUACGAUAUAGACUAUAUCAUUCAUGGGGAUGAUCCUUGCGUUCUUCCUGAUGGGACUGAUGCAUAUGCGCUCGCCAAGAAGGCUGGUCGCUUCAAGCAUAUCAAGCGGACUGAAGGAGUCUCUAGCACCGACAUUGUUGGUCGUAUGCUUCUCUGUGUAAGAGAAAGAACUAUUAAUGAGACUCAAACCCAUGCUUCCUUGCAAAGACAAUUUAGCCAUGGUCACGGCCAGAAAUUCGAAGAGGGUGGAUCUGGAAGUGGAACUCGCAUAUCACAUUUUCUGCCAACUUCUCGCAGAAUUGUUCAGUUCUCCAAUGGGAAGGGGCCUGGACAAGAUGCUCGCAUAGUUUAUAUAGACGGUGCAUUUGAUCUUUUUCAUGCAGGACAUGUGGAGAUUUUGAGGCUUGCUCGGGAGCUUGGAGAUUUUCUUCUUGUGGGGAUACACACUGAUCAGACUGUCAGUGCUAGUAGGGGAGCACAUCGCCCAAUUAUGAAUCUCCAUGAAAGAAGCCUUAGUGUUUUGGCUUGCCGCUAUGUAGAUGAAGUGAUAAUUGGUGCUCCAUGGGAAGUGUCUAGAGACAUGAUAACAACGUUUAAUAUUUCAUUAGUUGUGCAUGGGACAAUAGCAGAGAGUAGCGAUUUUAAGAAGGAAGAUGGAAAUCCGUAUGCUGUUCCGAUCAGUAUGGGUAUCUUUAAAGUUCUGGAUAGUCCUUUAGACAUUACAACGACAACGAUAAUUAGGAGGAUUGUGUCCAAUCAUGAAGCUUACCAGAAACGAAAUGAAAAGAAGUCAGAAAGCGAGAAAAGAUAUUACGCGGAUAAGACUUAUGUUUCCGGUGAUUGAUCUGAAUCAGGAACUCAAAGGCAGGGCAGGGCCUCCCAACUUUAUCUGUGGUCUUUACGCGAUAAAGAAAAAAUGGAGCACUUUUAAUUAAAUAGUAUUUUUAUAUAAAUUAUUUCAGGUAAUUUUUAUUAUUAAUAUAUAUAUAUAUAUAUAUAUUUUUUUUUUCCCACUGCAUUGAAUAUAGUGAGGAUAUUCGACUUGAAGGUCUUUUUUGGCUUGUAUGCUUUCUUAAAAGGAUGUCGACCAUAUCUAUAUUUAUUUAUAAACGGAGAUUGAUAAUCA
Ziziphus jujuba (common jujube) is the source of this 1802-nucleotide messenger RNA. Its product is annotated as ethanolamine-phosphate cytidylyltransferase. Gene Ontology annotation, cellular component: cytoplasm. Lineage: Eukaryota; Viridiplantae; Streptophyta; Magnoliopsida; Rosales; Rhamnaceae. Bases 252 to 1520 code for a protein of 422 amino acids. Gene Ontology annotation, biological process: phosphatidylethanolamine biosynthetic process. The record is from RefSeq and is a predicted model, not a curated record. Gene Ontology annotation, molecular function: ethanolamine-phosphate cytidylyltransferase activity. The transcript has 9 exons.